Salarias fasciatus (jewelled blenny) is the source of this 1440-nucleotide messenger RNA. RefSeq names its product ChaC, cation transport regulator homolog 2 (E. coli) (gene chac2). Lineage: Eukaryota; Metazoa; Chordata; Actinopteri; Blenniiformes; Blenniidae. Gene Ontology annotation, molecular function: glutathione specific gamma-glutamylcyclotransferase activity. The transcript is spliced from 3 exons. Gene Ontology annotation, cellular component: cytoplasm. The record is from RefSeq and is a predicted model, not a curated record. The coding region runs from base 170 to 739 and encodes 189 amino acids. Gene Ontology annotation, biological process: glutathione catabolic process.
UUGACAGUCGGAGUAAUUCCGGAGCACUCUCGUAAUAAAUAUCACUUUUAAUGUGUUAAGGAUAAUUAAAUGAGCUCGGUGAAGAAUCUCGGUUUGUUAAACUAAACCGUUUCCUGCUCGUCCCGCUCGAACCGUCCCGCUGGUCGCCCGGUUCGCUCGGCCUGUCAUCAUGUGGGUUUUCGGUUACGGAUCCCUGAUAUGGAAAGUAGACUUUCCUUAUGAGGAGAAGAGAGUUGGUUACAUAAAAGGCUUCAGCAGGCGGUUCUGGCAAGGCAGCACCGACCACCGGGGGGUCCCUGGCAAGCCUGGCCGGGUCGUCACGCUGGUGGAGGAUCCUGAGGGGUGUGUUUGGGGCGUCGCCUACAAGCUGCCUACCGGCCGAGAGCAGGAAGUCAAGAGCUACCUGGACUACAGAGAAAAGGGCGGCUACCAGGUCAUCACGGUGACCUUUCACCCCCGUCCGUUGGUCGGCCCCUCGCCCAGCCAGACGCUGCUCUACAUCGGCUCCCACGACAACCCCGACUACCUGGGGCCCGCCCCCCUGGAGGAGAUAGCCAACCAGAUCGUCAGCUCCACCGGCCCGAGCGGCAAAAACACCGAGUAUCUGUUUGAGCUGGCGGACGCUGUGAGGACUAUCCUGCCCGAGGACUCGGACUCACACCUGUUCUCUCUGGAAACGCUGGUCAGAGAGCGUCUUCAGAACGGACUGAAACUCUCAUACCAGGCUGAGUCUGAUUAACGAGUGGAAUUUGAUAGAUUAUUUAUAUAUUACGCUGAUUUCUUUCUCAGGGUUUGAAGAAAACUGACGGUAUGUUGACUUUGUGUCACCGGAAAAAGGACAUUACGGAUCAAAUAAAUGUGUUUUAAAAGUCCAUUCAUAACAAGAACAAACAAAUAUGUGUAAAACACAAAGCGGGUUUCAAUAAAGCAACAUGGAGAACGUUUUGAAUGAAUGUUUUUUAAAGUAUCACAGAGAUAAAAUGCAGCUGACCUGCAUCACAAAAGUGAAUUAAACAGGAUUCUGCUCUGUUUUACUGACUUGUAAUUUAGUUUUUGACCAAAUACCUGUAGAAAUAAUGACUUCACCUCCACUGCUGUAAUUUGUGCUCGGUACUAAUUAGCAGUUGUUAGGCAUAGUUAAGCAUUAAAGAUGACGAACGUUGUAAAUAUUUCACCCAAUAAACAUCGGCACGUCAACGUCACCAUUGUGAGCAUGUCAGCAUGUUAAUGUUAGUGUUCAGCUCAGAGCGCCGCUGUGACAAAUUGCAGCCUUUCAGAACGGCGAGCGUGGCGGGAGCUUUUUCUUCCCUCUCUGUCGUUCUCCGCUUGGCCUUGUUUUUUCCAUGCAAUCAACCACAAAAAAAAAAAAAACAUUACCAUAAACAUAAUGAUGGUUCCAUUAUACUGCCUUUUUGUGGGACUAAUUUAGAUUAGAAUGAU